GACUGUCGCGGCCGUCAGUCAGCCAGUGCAACAUCAGCUAUCAACCACACCUUCCCGGGGGUUGCUUCGCUGUCAACCGUACCCUUUCGACGGAGGAGAGACGCGCGACGUCUGGACCGCUGCAACUCCGAGUAUCGUACAAGAAAAGAUAAGAAUCUAAGAAGAUGGAGUUAAAAGGACGAGUUGCUUUAGUGACAGGAGCAGCAUCCGGCAUCGGCAAGGCAUAUGUCAUCGAACUAUUGAAUCAGGGUGCCAAGGUGGCUAUAUGUGAUAUAAACACCGAAGAAGGAGAGAAACUGGUAGAAACAUUAACUGAAAAGUAUGGUAAAGAUCGCGUGAUUUUUUCGCAAUGUGACGUUACGGAUUAUCCUCAAUUUGAAGAAUCGUUUCAGACAACGAUCACAGAAUUCGGUCAUAUUGAUAUUGUUAUCAAUAAUGCUGGUAUCCUGAAUGACCGGUUUUGGGAGCUUGAAGUAGAUAUUAAUCUCAAUGGAGUAAUACGCGGCACUUUGCUUGCUCAACGAUUUAUGGGCACCGAUAGGGGUGGCCAGGGUGGAAUCGUUAUUAAUACUGGCAGCAAUGUUAGUAUUAACCCUUACGUCAGCGUGCCAGUUUAUUCAGCGACGAAAGCAGCUAUUGUCAGCUUUACCAGAGCUUUUGGGGACCAAUAUCACGUAGAUUUGACGGGUGUUAAGGUGAUGUCACUUUGUCCGGGUGCCACAGAUACAAAAUUGGUACGUGAUGUCAAUAGAAAGCUUCUAUUGGCUCGAUACGAGGAUGCUUGGCAAAGAGAUAUAAUAUCAUCAAUUCCUCAAAGAACGGAACACGUGGCCAAGGCGUUGGUGCACGUGUUAAACACCGGGAAGAGCGGAAGCGUAUGGAUGGUGGAAAAGGAUCAGCCGCCGUACGAGAUCAGCUAUACGAAGCACAAUCACUUUGUGAUUCAGAUUGAUUUGAUAUUCGUAUACUGUCUCAAAAGCAUAUUGAACGCGUUUAUAAUGAAGAUUCAAGGGAAAACUGCACUCAUCACUGGCGGAGCCAACGGUAUCGGCUAUUGCACCGCUCAUGAAUUACUUCAACGCGGAGCGAAGGCCAUUGCAAUCAUAGAUUUGCCCGAUUCAAACGGCGAUAACGCUGUUGCGGAAUUAAAGAAGGAAUUCGGCACAAAGCGUGCCAUUUUCCUCGUUGGAAACGUAGCUAAUGCCAAGGAAUUAACGGCUUGCUUUGAAAAGGCAAUAGAGUCAUUUGGCACACUGGAUAUUGUUAUCAAUAAUGCUGGCAUCAUGAAUGAUGCGGAAUGGGAACCAAUGGUGGAUAUUAAUUAUAAAGGGAUUGUACGUGGUACAAUAUUGGGCCUGAAUCACAUGGGCAAGCAUAAGGGCGGAAAAGGUGGGACUAUCGUCAACAUGUCUUCCAUAGUCGGCUUGCAAGGCAAUCCGAUAGCGCCGAUUUUCGCCGGAACGCAAUUUGCCAUAGUUGGUUUUACUUCAUCGUUACUGGCUUUUUACGAGAAAACAGGUGUACGUGUAUUAAUAAUAUGUCCCGGUGUUACAACCACUGGACUGGCUUCAAAAUUCAUGUCGAGCAAAGCCUACGCGAUGGAUCUCCUUGAUGAUGACAUCGCUGCCAAGGAGAUGACGACAAUGGAGAGCCAAUCACCCGAACAUGUCGCAACUGCUAUCAUGGAAUUGAUUGAAAAAGGAGAAAAUGGCGCGACCUUCGUCAGCGAAAACAAUCAAUCUGUUUACGCUGUCAAAUUACCAUUCUAUACUGAUUUGAAAAUUCCACUGUAAAAUCUGCAAUUUAUAACAAAUCAUACUUGUUACACGGACACGUCUCGAUACUUUUAUGAUUAUUAAAAAUAAAUAUAAUUCAAGCAAAAUUCUAAAAAUGAAUUUUGCGCAUAAAGUUUCCGAUUAUUAAUUAUUUAAUAAAUGAAUAGUACAAAAAACGCUAUUAGAGCUAAAGCUGGUUGGUUUUGCUUACAAUAGACAAUUUAAUAAUUAAUAGUACAGACGUCUCGGCCAUUGGUUUUGGCCAUCUUCAGUGUAAAAGUAUCGAUGUGUAGUCACAACGUCAUCGGUUAAUGUGUUGAAUACAAAAAAAGCCGGUACAAAUAUACAUGUUUUUAUUCUCUCUAGAAUUAGAUAUAUACUAGUUGUAAUAAAUUUGGCAAAAUGUUAAAAAGAAAUAGAUAGAGUCAACACCGUAAAGAAAUGAUCGAUAAGUCCGAUCGUAGCAAUAUUCACGCACAAUAUGUGAGAGAGUUCAUUAUCUGUUUUAACAUAGAAGUAAGUUUAUAAAAGUAUAUUUUAUUUAUUUU
This is a messenger RNA of Monomorium pharaonis (pharaoh ant), 2323 nucleotides long. RefSeq lists its product as uncharacterized. Gene Ontology annotation, molecular function: oxidoreductase activity, acting on the CH-OH group of donors, NAD or NADP as acceptor. NCBI's taxonomy places the organism in Eukaryota, Metazoa, Arthropoda, Insecta, Hymenoptera, Formicidae. Gene Ontology annotation, cellular component: cytoplasm. The transcript is spliced from 13 exons. The coding region runs from base 165 to 1793 and encodes 542 amino acids. The record is from RefSeq and is a predicted model, not a curated record.